This is a messenger RNA of Fragaria vesca subsp. vesca, 967 nucleotides long. RefSeq lists its product as uncharacterized. The record is from RefSeq and is a predicted model, not a curated record. Bases 65 to 967 code for a protein of 300 amino acids. The transcript is spliced from 4 exons. NCBI's taxonomy places the organism in Eukaryota, Viridiplantae, Streptophyta, Magnoliopsida, Rosales, Rosaceae.
AGGUAGUGAAAAGGUUGAGAAAGAAACGAACAGAGGAAGCUGAGAUCUUUAUCUGUACUGGACAAUGAGGGCCUAUAGUCAUGACGAGUUGGAGACCAUGAGCCCAGAGGAUAUCCUCAAGGCUUUUAAAAAGAAUCUAACUUCAAAAUUAGACUCACUUUUGGUGAUUGCUGGGAACUCUGAUGAUGAUAGCAUCAUUGUUCAGACUCUUGACAAGAUAGUUGUUGCCGCUACCAAGUUUGGAAAGAGCUUUUUUGAGAAAAUUCCGAUGGAUAUGAAGGUCUAUGUUGACUGUAUAACACUGAGGAAGGUUGAGAAGCCAAUUGGCAACCACAAAUGUUUUGUUCGUCUCUACAAGGAGGGUUACAGGAAGAAAAAGCUGAGCGCCAAGACAUACAAAGGUACAUCGUUGGAAUCGAUGAGGCGUGUGGCAAGCCAGAUAGGUCACAGCCUCACAUCUGUUUUUGUUAAGUUAAUGAUCUCCUUGUGUGUUGAGAACCAACCGUGGACGAUUAAACGAUUUGACAAUUUGGAGUCUCUAAUUCUGUUGCUCAAAAUGAUGUUUAAGUGGAAGGGGAAAACUAAUGACUUUGGGGUGGUUUUCAACAGAAUCAUUGAGUGCAUCAAAAUUGGGCGCCAUGAAUUCCUUGGGGUUCCGAAAUUGACACAAAAAAGAAGGGGAACCAUUGAACUUAGAAGGAAGACUAUAGAUAUCAUUGGUUGCUAUAGUUUGAACAAUUUCCUUCAAGAACUAGUGGCUGAACUGGUUGGGGUUCCGAAAUUGACACAAAAAAGAAGGGGAACCAUUGAACUUAGAAGGAAGACUAUAGAUAUCGAUGAUUACUAUAGUUUGAACAAUUUCCUUCAAGAACUAGUGACUGAACUGGUAAUGUUUUGUGGGUUUAAUGUUGCUUUGCUUUCUUGCAGAGUUGCUGUUACUCUAGACUUCUACAAGUUUGAUGCAUGA